Brassica oleracea var. oleracea is the source of this 1571-nucleotide messenger RNA. RefSeq lists its product as uncharacterized. The transcript has 5 exons. NCBI's taxonomy places the organism in Eukaryota, Viridiplantae, Streptophyta, Magnoliopsida, Brassicales, Brassicaceae. Bases 54 to 1385 code for a protein of 443 amino acids. The record is from RefSeq and is a predicted model, not a curated record.
UUUCUUUUUCCCACUCGUCGAGUUUACUUUCACAUUUCCUGGAAGCUAGGGCUAUGUCAUGCCACAUAUUGCAUGGGCCCGUUUACGUGUUUGAUAAUGGGCCUCAGAGCCCAAUUAAAUUUGUGUCUCUCAACACGGUGUCGUGCGUAAUCGAAUCUCAAUCUCGCAUGUCGCCGAUUACUUCUUCUCUUGACGCUGUGCAUAUACUCCCUCCCUCUCUCUCUCUCUCUCAAGCAAAGCUUCUUCGAUCUUCCCCAGUACAGUUUUUCGUUAUAAAGGAUUGUUCUGCAAUGGACACAAAAGCUCUGGCGAAAUCGAAGAGAGCUCACACUCAACACUACUCCAAGAAAUCACAUCCGCUUCAUAAGCCGAAAGCUCUAGAGAAAGGGCAAGUAAACCAACCAAAGAGUCCGGUUCAAUCUCGUCGUGUUUCUGCACUACCGUCGAAUCUGGACCGGUACGAUGAUGAACCCGAUCUCGGUUUGUCGACUAAUCAACCCGCGGAUGUUAUUGUGCCGAAAAGCAAAGGAGCUGAUUAUCUGCAUUUGAUAUCUGAAGCCAAAGCUGAGUCUCAUUCAAAGAUUGAGAACGAUUCAGAUUGUUUAUCAUCGUUAGAUGAUCUUUUGCACGAUGAGUUUAGUCGUGUAGUUGGAUCUAUGAUCUCGGCAAGAGGGGAAGGUGUGCUUUCAUGGAUGGAAGACGACAACUUUGUUGUGGAAGAAGAUGGAUCAGAUUCAUAUAAUGAGCCUGGAUUCCUUUCCUUGGAUCUAAAGGCACUGGAGAAAAUGCUAGAGAAAGUGGAGGUGCAUGAGAGGCUCUACAUUGAAGCUGAUCUUUUGCCACCCGAGCUGUGUACAGCCCAAUCAAAAGUUAGCCAAGAUAAAGAACUGUAUUGUUCCCACACUUCCCAAGACGAGGAAGCUGUGACAACAAGUCUGAAUAAGCUGGUUCAACAAGAAUCAAGUGGAAAGAUUGACCCACAGGGAAAAUCAUCAUCAGCUUUGAAGGACAUGCAAACACUUACUGACCAGCCAGAGAUAUCUUCAGAAGUUGAAGCCGACCUAGAUUUUCUUCUUGACUCCUUUAGUAAAGAGCCUAAGCCAGUGGCCAGCGCCUCAAGUACAUCCAGUCAGAAUCCUUCUGUCCAAAGAUCUUCAGCUUUUGAAACUGAGCUGGAUUCUCUUCUCAGCUCUCACGGUGGCGCAGAACCAGCGAACCCAUCUGAUCAAAAGCUUACCACGGCGGAUUUCGAUGACAUGCUUGAUGAUUUGCUCGAAAGUACUUCAGUAGCAACCAAACCACAGGAGAACCAGACCCCUUUGUCGUCGACAGUUGGAAAAUCCAAAGUUAUAGAGGAGUUUGAUUCUUGGUUAGAUACGAUUUGAUUUAUGUGUUUAGUGUAAUACUUUUUUUUAUUCCCAGGCAAAUGAGAAUCUACUAUGUAGUCUAUAAAAAAUCGUUGGGGCUUAGGUAAUCCUUGUUUGCCGAUCUAGCUAUGGUCUGAGCAUUCUCUCUUCCAGCUUAGGUAAACCUUGUAUUCUAAUUUUUAAAUCAAAAGAUUGUUGAAGCUU